This is a messenger RNA of Parastagonospora nodorum SN15, 1062 nucleotides long. RefSeq lists its product as hypothetical. Gene Ontology annotation, biological process: retrograde transport, endosome to Golgi. Gene Ontology annotation, cellular component: cytoplasm; late endosome. Bases 184 to 993 code for a protein of 269 amino acids. NCBI's taxonomy places the organism in Eukaryota, Fungi, Ascomycota, Dothideomycetes, Pleosporales, Phaeosphaeriaceae. Gene Ontology annotation, molecular function: oxidoreductase activity. The transcript is spliced from 3 exons. The record is from RefSeq and is a predicted model, not a curated record.
AGAUGGGGCUAUUCAGAUAGUGUUGCUAUAUCACUGAGCCAGGACAGCGAAGAGGCAGUCAGUGGGAGUGGUGAGGACUGGUUAGAGAGCGGCACGAGUAGAGGACAGCUGCCUUAUCAUGCCAGUCCUUGGGAAGCGGAGGAAGGUGGACCACAAUGGUUGCGACGCACGAAGGAGGGAGCCAUGGAAGUCAUAAGUGGGGGUGGAACCACGGCACAGAUUGACCCACUGCGAUUUUGUCGGUGGUUGUUGGCAAGGUGUCAGGAGAGAGGCGUGAACGUGCACAAUCCUGCGAGAGCACUGUCAUUGUCACGAGAUGAGAGUUGUGUGUUGAAUGGAAUACGCAUGAGUCACGACGGCGUAGAAUCAGAGCUACCAUGCACACGUCUAGUAAUCACAUCUGGCGCAUGGUCGCCUCGCGUCUUUAGUGCUCUCUUUCCUAGAACGACAACGCGAGUUCCCAUCUCUGCACUCGGCGGCCAUUCCCUGCUCAUACGAAAUCCGCAUUUCCAGCCUACCGAAGCCGAUAAUGGAUCGUGCCAUGCCGUUUUUGCAACAGAUACAUUAGGCUUCUCGCCAGAAUGGUUUGCACGGACUGGAGGGGAGCUGUAUCUCGCAGGCCUCACGACCACCACCAUCCCGCUACCCGAUGUCGCGACUGAAGUCAAGGCCAGCGGGGAGUCCAUCAAUCAGCUGAAGGCAUGCGCACGAGCUAUGAUAGCAGGUGUGCCUGGCCAGGACUUUGAAGUUUUGCGCGAGGCGCUGUGCUUCCGUCCCGUGACUUCAAGCGGACGCCCAAUUGUAUCAAGGAUACCAGACGGGAAGCUGGGUGGGAUGAAAACUCGGCCUGGUGCAAAAGGAGGGGUUUUCAUUGCAGCUGGACACGGUGCAUGGGGUAUCUCGCAUGCUCCUGGCACGGGAAUGGUACUUUCAGAGUUGAUUGAAGGCCGGCAAACGAGCGCAAAGAUCGAGGCACUGCGGUUUCCGUCUUGAAGUUAUCUGACAUCUGACAUAGUAGCAAGGUCUGACAAUUUAUACUACAUAUUGACACUUAUGAUGAAA